Hylaeus volcanicus is the source of this 2933-nucleotide messenger RNA. RefSeq names its product WD repeat-containing protein 36-like. Gene Ontology annotation, cellular component: small-subunit processome; Pwp2p-containing subcomplex of 90S preribosome. The coding region runs from base 135 to 2933 and encodes 932 amino acids. Gene Ontology annotation, biological process: rRNA processing. The transcript is spliced from 2 exons. Lineage: Eukaryota; Metazoa; Arthropoda; Insecta; Hymenoptera; Colletidae. Gene Ontology annotation, molecular function: protein binding. The record is from RefSeq and is a predicted model, not a curated record.
GUACAAGUCUUUCAUCGAAUUUGUUUCGCUUAGUGGAGACAGUGGGGUUAAUAACGGAUGGUUUGAAAUUAUCAGUUUAUACAUUGGGAAAUGAAAGUUUUAUUGUAACAAGUUUAGGCCGUUCAUACUAUGUUAUGAACACAUCGCAGCUUCGCAUAGUUUUUCGUUCCAGUGUGUUUGAAGAUACGAUAUCAGCUAUAUAUAGUUCGCAAGAAAAUAUAUAUUUAGGUUUUAAGAAUUCUUGUGACAUUCAUGUGUACUAUCGUAUAUCAUUUUUGGGAUGUCUAAAAGGGCAUCGACAUUCAGUUAAAGGUUUUUUAUGUUUAGGUUCCUAUUUGAUUAGUUGGAGUGACUUUGAAGUUUUUGUUUGGAAUUUAAAAAGUCUUUCUUUAUACGGAAUAAUAAAAGAAUCCAAUGAUAUAUUAAAUGAACGCAAAAUAAGUGUAAUCCUUCAUCCUGAAACAUAUAUAAAUAAGGUGAUUAUUUGCUACUCGACUCAUUCUGAUGUGGAAUUUUGGAAUUUUAGCUCGUUAAAAUUAAUUCAUACAUUUCAAAGUGUGUAUAGUUUAUUAAAAGCAUCUUGUGGUAUUACUGCGAUUUGUACAACAACGGAUCCUGAUAUUCUUGGUUUUGGGUGUAAAAAUGGUAAAAUUUUUUUACUUGAUAUUCAAUCGGAUAAAAUUCUUGUGCAUUUUGAGAAUUUCCCUAAUACAACAGUUUCAGUCACUUCAUUAACAUGUUGUACGGAUGAAAAUAACUCAAAAUAUGGUAUUCUUGCAUGUGGUUGUUCAAACGGUGAUAUAACAUUUUGGAAUUUGUACGAUAAUUGUUUACUUUAUAUUCUUGAAUCACCUCAUGGAAUUCAUGCACCUAUAACCACAUUAACAGCAAUAGAGAAGGAACCACUGAUUGUUUCAGCAAGUCAUAGUAAUUCCAUUAUUCUUUGGGUCUUUGACUAUCACAGAAAUAAUGAAUUACCACGAGAAUUAAGAUCGCGUAAAGGUUUUUGUUGUCCUAUAACGUCUUUAGAAUUUUACGAUCCUAAUGGAAAAGACUUGCUUUGUUCAGGAUAUUUAGAUGCUUGUUUUUUUGGUUUUAUUAGUACGUUUCAACAACAUCAAAAUUCAAUUUUCUCGCAAAAAAAAUCUUUACAUAAAAUAACUCAAGGAUGGAGAAAGCCGUUAAGUCAUUUAACAGAAAUGACUUGUAUGGCUUUUACGUAUAGUCGCCAUUAUGAUUGGCCAAACAUUUUAACAUGUCACAAGAAUUUAUCAUCAGUGUUUUUAUGGAGUGCUCAUGAUAAAAUCUUAGUUUCUCGUACAUUCAACUUACCAGUAGAAAAACGACAAGUUUUAAAAAAAUCUCUGGUGGCAACAGCUGUAGCUAUAAGUCGUUGUGGUCAAUAUGCUGUUGUCGGAUAUCACGACGGUAGUUUACAUAAAUUUAAUGUACAGUCAGGUUUGUAUCGUGGGGAAUUUCAAUCAUCAGUUGAAAAAACUCACAAAGGUUCUGUUACUCAAAUUGAAAUUCUUUCUCAUCAUCUCGUUUUAUCCCUUUGCAAUACAAACAACGAUUGUUGUUUGAAAGGUUGGGAUAUGCGCACCUGUCAAUGGAAAUAUAACAUUUUGUUAAAACAAUAUUUAAAGGAUUAUGAAAUGUUACAAUGGAAUGCUAUUCGUUUUAACUGUUUUAAUACAUUAGUAGCCAUCUUAUUACGUUCAAAUGAUAGACAAACGGAUAACAGUACAAAACAUUCACAAAAUGACAUGGUUUCUAAAGAAAAACUUAUUGUUAUAAGUCUUGAAACUUUUCAUUUAGUUCGAGAUGUACCUACAGUGGAAAAUGAUAUUAUACAUGUUUUCACAACAAGUUCAAAUGGACGCUGGAUUGUUUACGCUACAAAAUACAAACCUUACCUUUAUGUUUACGAUUUAUUAUCCAAUUCUCUUAUAGAUUGGAUUGAUUUUGAUUCGCCUGUUCUUUGUUUAACAUUUGAUACUUCAGAUACUUUUUUAUAUUUAUGUUUAAAACAUAUGAAUGGUUGUAUUUACGUUAUGGGAAAUAAAUUCAUUUUUGAUGUUGGACAAAAACAUCCCGUAUUGAAUCCGACACCUCAAAAACCAAUUAAAAUUACCGAAUGCCAAACGUUAUCCAUUCAAAAUCAAACUUGUAAUGAUUCUCUUGUCCCUAUAAAAUCUUCCGAAAUGAAUAAUUGUUUUUUUUCACAAAAACCAUUAAUUCAAGGGUUCUUAACUUUAUCAGGAAUGUCAUUUAAUAAAAUUGAAUCGAUUCUUUAUUUAGAUAUCAUCAAAAACCGUAAUAAAAUUCAAAAUACGACAAAUAAAAAAAAUCAACUCACCAAAGCUACUGAUGUACCCUUCUUUUUACCUACAAUGUAUGAAGGAAAUCAAUUAAAAUUUGAAAAGUUGGAAACCGAUGCAACAACUGAUAACAUAUCACAUUUUCAAAAAAAUUCAUCAGAUGUGAGUUCAUUGAAUGUCUCUGAACUUCAAAAACAAUUAAAGCUUUUUAAGACACAUAUUAAUCCAAAAAUAGCGCAUUCAAUUCUUACCAAUUACUUUUUGAAAUUAUCACCAUCUGCUAUUGAUUUAACAUUAUUAAACAUUGGAGAACUCGCUGGUGGCAAUCAUUCUGAUUUAAUUGAUAUGUUAGAUUAUUUUAUAGCUUCCGUUUAUUCACGUGAAAAUGUGGACUUUAUUCAAGCCUUACUAAAUGUUUUCAUGAAAAAACAUUCAAGUAGUAUUAUUGAAAUUCUACAAACCACUGAAAAAGAUCUUUUACCCUGCUCCGAACUUCUCUAUGAACGUUUACAAAAACUUCGACAUAUUAUAAAACAAGAUUCAGAACCUUUUGAGCUUCAGUGUCAUCAAAUGUCCAGUUUUUUUAAAUUUCUUACACACACACAAUUUUAA